AUGGAUGACCUGGUGCUCAACAUUUCCUUUGAUGAACCAGUAGCAAAGAAGAGAUCAAACCUAUCAAAUAAGUAUGGUCGCACUCUUGAGAGUCUCACUUCUCUAAAAGUGCCCAGCAGCCACGACAAGACCCCGAAAAAGCGGAAAGCACCAGAUAACCCAAUACAAGGUGCCUCAAACCAACCAAAGAAGCGCAGGAAACUUGAAGAAGGUACCUCUACGCAUGUGCAAGCAGCCUCGGCUGCAGUCAAAGCACCAAGGCAUAUCGUCUCCUCUCUCUUCACCUCAAAUCCGCUGGUGCCGAAAGCAUCUACAAGUUUGCCUAUAUAUACCACUCCGGCUCUUCCAAGCAAUGCCCCGUUGACCGAUUCGUCGACAUUUGAAGGUGUCGGCUUGCACAAAUUAUUGAUCAAUCACUUGCAAGGCAAGAUGAACAUCCAGAAACCGACUUCAAUCCAAAGAGCCGCUCUCCCUCAUCUUUUACGUCCAUACGAUGACAAGUCACCACCGCCCGACAUCUUUUUGCAGUCGCAGACUGGCUCGGGAAAAACAUUGGCAUUUCUCCUCCCCAUCAUCCAAGAUCUCCUCCCACUCAGCUCCCUCUCGUAUAUCGACCGAUCCAUCGGUACGCUGGCGAUCAUCAUUGCCCCAACUCGAGAGCUCGCGAAACAAAUAUCCGACGUAUUGGAGACGCUUCUCAAGAUGCGACUAAGAGAGUCACAGGAAAUCUCAGACGAUACCGAGCCGCGACUAACACGAUGGCUCGUCUCCGGACUUCUAUCAGGAGGCGCCACCAGAGCCCAUGAAAAGGCUCGUCUACGAAAAGGCUUGCCUAUCCUCGUCGCAACCCCCGGAAGGCUGUUGGAUCAUUUACAAAACAGUACCUCGUUCAACGUCGGAAAGUGUCGGUGGCUGGUUUUGGACGAGGCUGACCGGUUGAUGGACCUUGGGUUUGAAGAAACCAUCCAAGGGAUCCUGAAAGGACUCGACGGCCGGAGGAAGCUCGCCAUGAAAGCAGUAGAGCAAGGCCAAGGAAUGGAGGUUGGUGGAUGGGAGUGGAGGGAGAGACGAACAAUCCUUUGCUCGGCCACAAUCAGGGAGGACGUACAAAAGCUUGCAGGGACGGCCCUCAAACGACCAAUCGUGAUCAGGGGGAGCUUAGAUGACCCAAAUGAUACCCAGCCGGUCCAGGCACAGUCACAGGCGGAGCAUUUCGCACCUCCAUCUCAGCUUAGCCAAAAGUACAUCGUGACGCCGCUCAAACUUCGACUAGUGACCCUCGUUGCAUUGCUACGGUCACUACUCGCCGAUGGCGCGCGACGGAGAGAUCCAACUCGAAUCAUUGUCUUUCUCAGCUCUACAGACUCGGUAGACUUUCACUGGAGCCUGCUAGGCAAAGCAACGAUGGGUGGUGAAGAUACGGACAAAGGGCCGUCCGAACCAGACCAAGUGUCUGUCCAAUCAUCUCUACUACCCGAUGCCAUUGUCUAUAGACUCCACGGCUCGUUACCUCUGGCCACCCGUCUAGCAUCUGUCAGCGGCUUUGCAGGGAAAAAGAACAAAUCCUCAAAGUCCAACAUAGCUGAAGCCCAAUCUUCCACAAUCCUACUCUGUACAUCUGUCGCUUCUCGCGGUCUAGACCUUCCACAAGUACGAGCGGUCAUUCAAUACGACCUUCCAACCGAAGGUGGCGCAACGGAGUAUAUCCAUCGUGUUGGUCGAACAGCACGUGCUGGUAAAGGUGGAGAGGCGUGGAGCUUUGUUUGUCCAAGUGAAGCGGAAUGGGUCCCAUGGCUGGAGGAGCGCCUAAGCACUAGCUCGGCGGAAGACACGCCUACUGCCAAGCUUCAUGCUGUGGAUAACGCCGUGGUUCUUCGUAAGGGAUUUGGUGGCAAAGGAACUGAGUAUGAGGAGAGAGCUACCGAGGUUCAGCUGGCUUUUGAGCGUUGGGUUCUCGCGUCCAAAGAAAACGCCGAACUGGCAAGAUCCGGCUUCAAGUCUCAUCUUCGUGCCUAUGCCACCCACCCUGCAGACGAAAAGCAUAUCUUUCAUGUGCGGAAUCUGCACUCGGGUCACUUGGCAAAGGCGUUUGCCCUCCGUGAUGCACCUUCGGGUAUGGACAAAGCAAGCAAGGCAGCUGCAAAAGUCGGUAGCAAGGCCGGGAAGAAGAAACAUGCUGGUCGACAACCCGCAGGAGCACUUGAUAGCAGCGACGAGGAUGCAGAUAUUUCACUCACAGAGAAGCGCAUGAAGGCCAUUGUGCGGGAACAAGGGCGAUUGACAAAGAAAAAGGGCAUGCUGAUGCCUUCUGGCGUCGGAGAGUUCCAAAUUGCGUCCUCAGAUACACUGGCAAAGUUGGUCAAGUCCGUUUCGAUCGAUUAG
Serendipita indica DSM 11827 is the source of this 2382-nucleotide messenger RNA. The record is from the annotation of a GenBank genome assembly. Lineage: Eukaryota; Fungi; Basidiomycota; Agaricomycetes; Sebacinales; Serendipitaceae.